This is a messenger RNA of Magallana angulata, 11913 nucleotides long. RefSeq lists its product as uncharacterized. NCBI's taxonomy places the organism in Eukaryota, Metazoa, Mollusca, Bivalvia, Ostreida, Ostreidae. The record is from RefSeq and is a predicted model, not a curated record. Gene Ontology annotation, molecular function: Notch binding; calcium ion binding. The transcript has 64 exons. Gene Ontology annotation, biological process: Notch signaling pathway. The coding region runs from base 136 to 10674 and encodes 3512 amino acids.
UAUGACACCUUACCCCACUGGAGUAUUCUUUUAAAAUGCGCAGUUACCCAAGCAGAACACUUGGAGAUUUGUAAAUAGGGCGGGAACACUUGUAUCAUACCUGGUCCAGCGGACGCACUACCAGGACCGAGUGCAAUGAAUCGUCUGUGGGACUUAUUACUUUUCUGGUUCCUCUUACAGGUUGGAAACCAAGGGAGUCACGGCCACAAUGAUGGAAAGAUAGGCGACAUCGGUUUCAAGUGUCCAAGCGGAUCUAAGUUUUACCAAGGUUACUGCCUCAGAAAAGAGACGGUUCCGAUGACAUGGGAAGACGCAAAGACAGCCUGUUUACGAUCUGGCAUGUAUUUGGCCUGGAUAGAGGAUGACAUUGAAAACGAGUAUGUCGCCACCCACGUGAUGUCUGAUGUGAACCAGUACUGGAUUGGUUUGUCAAAUACAUCCUCGACUUCAGGACAAAAUGAUGUAUCGUGGUCCCGUUAUAGAAUGUCGGAAGACAAGACGAUUCCAGUGUACAAAGGGAUGUGGAAAAACUUGCAACCAGCUGAUUUCAUGGAGGAGAAUAAGUGUGUUUCUACCCUAAAGGAUGAAUAUGACAACCACUGGACAGUCACAAAUUGUAGAAAGAAGCUUCCAUUUGUUUGCAAGCUUAUGGGAGCCCCUAAACCACAUGAUAUCAUAUUUUGUGGAAAUGGAGGCUACAUUCAUAAGAAAUGGAAAUGUGAUGGACAGAAUGACUGUGGAGACAUGUCUGAUGAAAUUGAUUGCUCAUCAAGUUGCUCUGAAUUAAAAAUGCUUGAAAAGGGUACACCAGGAUCUAUAACAAUGACCUCAUUUGAUAAUAAUGCCUUCUGUACAUGGACAAUACAAGCUCCUGUUGGUGACCGCAUCAAAAUUACAAUAAGUUCAAGUUUUCAUUUGGAGGAAAAUGCUGAUGUUCUCAGUGUAUGGACAGGAGGUAUAUCUUUAAAGGAGAGCAAUUUUCUUGGAAGUGUAACAGGAAGUCUUCAAUCACAAAAGGAAUUCUACUCACAGAACAAUUACAUCAUCAUGCAGCUUAGCAUGGAUGGUUCCGUAAAUGUCAGAAGUGGAUUUACUGUAACCUAUGAAAACGUCGCUGAUUCAGUGAUUUGGAAUGAUAUGAAGAAGCUGACAGCAGGCAGUAGCUGGCAGAACCUGGAGUCACCAUUGUAUGGGACAGCUGUUCCAUUUGGAUUACAACUAGAAUGGUUGAUAACAGCAGGAUCUUUCCAAGUAGUGACAUUGGAGUUUUUGGAGGUAGAUUUGCCUACAAGCAGUUCUCUUCAAGUUUAUGAUGGAGAAGACUUAAUGGCACCUCAAGUUUUCAUGUUGAAUAAAACUCCUAUGCAUCCCAUCUACAUAUCUAGAAGUAAAUCUGUUAGAGUUGUGUUAUCAACAGAUGAGCAUGAGUAUACCAAGUAUCGAGGAUUUCAGCUCAAAUACAAGGAAGGUUGUAAUAUUGAGAUGAAGCAACAAGGAACUAUCUAUUCACCUGGCUAUAAAGUUGGCAGCUAUCCUUCCAAUGUCACAUGUGCAUGGAUUCUUACACGCAAUACAGGAGAAACUAAACCCAUUUCUCUACGAUUCACAGAAUUUAAAGUUAAAAGCAAUUCUGAUUACGUAGAGGUUUAUAAUGACACUGCUGGUACAGCAUUGCACACAGGAAGUGGGCUGACAGGCACUUCUGACAUUACUGAAAUAUUUAGUUCUACCGAUGGAUAUCUCAAUGUGACCUUCAAGUCCAAUCUGGUAUUGGUUGAAAAAGGAUUCAAGGCUGAGUUCUCUGUUGACUGCCCCAUGCUAACUCUCUCACAAUGGACGAUAAAUUCACUUACGGAUAAAUACACAGCCCUUAACACAGAAAUUGAAUUGUCCUGUCAACCAGGAUACUCAUUUAAACAAGAGGAGUACAACAUGGAAAGUUCUAUUGCUCUGAAAUGUUUACCUGGAGGAAAAUGGAAUGUGUCAAGAAUACCUGACUGCCAGAUUACAUACUGUAGCACACCCCCAGCAGUUCCAAAUGGAAUCCUUAAAAAUGCAACAGGUGGUAAGGUAGGAGAUAAUGCAACAUAUGAAUGCAAUGGUGGCUUCACUCUUAGUGGAUCAGCCACCAUCCAGUGUCAAGAGAAUGGAAUGUGGGAGGCUCAACCAAGCUGCAGUGCUCAACAAUGCAGCCCAAUAAGUGAUCCAGCCAAUGGAAAUAGGAACAUUACUGAAGGAAGUGGGACUGAUUUUGCCUCGGUGUUGAUGUUUAGCUGUGACCCAGGAUAUGAUCUUCUAGGGUCUGUGUACAUCCACUGUAGGUCAGAUGGUACAUGGUCACAUCCCAAACCUUCUUGUACAGAGAUAAAAUGUCCCUUACCACAAGUGAUGUAUGGUAAAGUUGAAUCAGGUGGUGAUGUUAAGUAUAAAGAGACAGCCAAGCUGAAGUGUGAUGCUGGGUUCAUUGUAAAUGAUACAACUUUAACUGAAAAAGAUGUGACCUGUGGGAGUGAUGCCAUGUUUUCUGGAUUGGAUCCAUGUGUCAACAAGGAUGAAUGUUCAGCCAAUGAAUGUGGAUCUGUUUCCAACACAAUUUGUGUAGAUACAAUUGGUUCAUAUUUCUGCAAGUGCAAAGAUGGUUUUUCACGAUCAGGCUCAUCAGGACCAUGUGGAGAUAUUAAAGAAUGUGCGGUUAGUAAUGGAGGAUGCAGCGGUGAAUGUAUUAAUGACUCUGAUGGCUCAUAUUCUUGCUCCUGUGGGGCAGGUUAUGAAUUGUAUGCUUAUCCUGACUUUAACAACAUUAGCUUAGCAGAUGGAGAAACGGGAACAAGAGCAGGGGAUAAAAUAAGAAUUAACCAUACCUGUGUCAGAGUUCAAUGCCCUACACCAGUAUCUCCAAUGAAAGGAAAGAUUCUGAGCAACAAGGAACUUUUCUAUUACGAGGAUGAGAUAUCCGUGGAAUGUGAUCAUGGUUAUUUCAUAGCACCUUCCUCACGUUCCCGUGUACUGAAAUGUGAAAACUCAGGACAGUGGUCUGCUAACAUGCCAAACUGUACAAUGGGGAGCUGUAUGAUUCCUGCAUUGAGUUCGGAUCCAAAUUACAACAGAAUUAUUCCAAAUGACACAAGCGUGGACUUUGGUACUGAUGUUACCAUUGAAUGCAGAUAUGGAACUGGUUUUCGUAAUCUAUCCUUGUACUGUGGGGAAAGUGGUGUGGCAACCUACACACUGCUGGGAGAUAAUCUCACCUGUCCAGUGAUUGAUUGUGGGACCCCAGAGGAAGUACCAGGCGCUGAAGAUUUCAUCUUUACUGACACUCUCUAUGCCAGUAGCUUUAACUUUAGUUGUAAGACUGGCUCAGUGCGUAGUGGAGUCUCAGUAAGUGGAGACUAUACUGUCACUUGUCAGGAGAACAGAAGAUGGGGUUUCGGAAAUCUCACAUGCACAGUGGGGCGCUGUAAAGAUCCUGGAACACCAGGGGGAGCUGUUCAAGAAGUGAAGAGUUAUGAGGCGGGGCAGCUGCUCAGUUUCAGGUGUUUACGUUCAGGAUAUGAACCAAUCCCGUCAGCACCAUUAAUGUGUCAACAGGGUGUUAACAUUUCUGAAUGGAAUAGCACAUCUUUACCAUUAUGUACAGAUGUAACUCCACCAAAAUUCAGUAACUGCCCAAAUAUGCUAUUUUAUGUUGACAAAAUGGAAGCCACUAAGUUUGAUCUUCCAACUGCAUCGGAUAACUCGGGCUUGGUAAAAAAUGUUACUGUGAUGCCUUACAACUUUAAACCAGGAACUGUGGUGUCUGAGGAUGUAAAUGUCACCUACACAGCAGUAGAUAACAGUGGGAACUCGGCUACCUGUACAAUAUCAUUCAUCAUCAAAGAUCGUUCACCACCCACAUUGCAAUGUCCUAAAUUUCUUGAAGAAACAAUCAGCACAACAACAGGAAUCAAAGUUGAUCUAAAUGCUUCUGUAACUACUGGAGCAACAUUUUACCCUAAUCAAUUUAUCACACUAAAUCCCUCAACACUUGAUGGACCACGCCAAGUCAAUGGAACAUUGCAAGACAAAUGGGGGACAUCAAAUACAUGUACAUUUUUGAUUUACACCAAAGCUGAAGUGUGCUUCAAGGAAAGCUUACCAUCUGUAUCCUAUGCUGAUAGGAGUUGUGUUUCAGAAGGGGGAAAUGUAACAUGUACAUAUAAUUGUAAAGAUGGAUAUGUGUACUUUGAUGGAUCUACCUCCAAACAAUACCAUUGCUCAGGAGCCAAUAACUGGUCUCCCUCAGCUAGUCCUGAAGAUUGUCUUAGUAAGUAUCAUGAAUGUGAUGUGGUACAGAAUUUGUGUAAUCCAAAUCCAUGUCGGAAUGGGGCUGAAUGUAAAUCAUGGGGUGCCGUCAGAAGACAGUGUAUCUGUAGGCCUGGCUACACAGGCGUCAAUUGUUCUGCUAACAUAGAUGAUUGUGGAUUAAAUAGAGAUGGUUGUCUAUAUAAUGGAGAAUGUGAGGAUGGAGUUGACUCCUACACAUGUAAGUGUGUGUCAGGCUUCAAUGGAAGACACUGUCAGACCACCACAGAUCUCUGUAGUGGAACACCAUGCUCAAACGGAGGCUGUGUUAACAACUAUGCUAAUGCUACAUACAAAUGUUUCUGUGAUUACCCAUACCAAUUAGGAAGCAAUGGUCAGUGUGAGAUGAUUGAUUUAUGCAACACUACCAACUGUAACAAUGGAACAUGUCUGAAUGGAAAGUGUAGUUGUGUGGAUGGAUAUGAGGGGUCACUUUGUCAACACAGUGUGGAUGAGUGCAAGACCAGCCCUUGUAAAAAUGGAGGGACAUGUGUGGAUGGACAUAACGACUACAGUUGUGAAUGUCUCUCCGGAUUCACUGGAAAAGAUUGUGAAAAGAAUAUUACAGAUUGUCCAGGAUCUUGUAAUAUGAGGUACACUGCAGGGACUGUUGAUAAGAUUGAUGAAUGUGAAUGUAUAUGUAUGGCUGGAUAUACAGGCAUUAACUGCACGGAAGAAAUUGAUGAAUGUGCCAGUUAUCCUUGUAAGCAUGGAGCCACCUGUACAGACCGUGUCAAUGACUACCGCUGUAACUGUACAGAGGGAUGGACAGGCAAGAACUGUGACCAGCAAAUCGACUAUUGUACAACCACCUCUAGCAAGUGUCAGAGUGGGAAAUGUUUCAACUUGAUUGAUGAUAAAUACUGCAGAUGUAGUGCUGGGACAAGAGGUGAUACAUGUGAAGACAUACCAGAUGUGUGCAAUGUUGUCAACCCAUGUACAACAAUGGGUUCAUGUAAAAAUUUAAAUGGAACAGCAGGAUGUUCCUGUCAGAUUAACUACUCUGGAAACUCUUGUCAGUUAUUGAAAGACUUCUGCACUGGAUCUACCACAUGUCUAUAUAUGAGCAUGCCUGGUACUGGAGGGAUGUGUACUAAUCUGGAGAGUGGAGGGUACAACUGCCAGUGUCAAACAGGUUAUUCAGGAGCCACAUGCCAAACUAAGACAACCCUUUGCUCAACCCUGAAUUGUGGAAGUAAUGCUCAGUGUAAUGAGGAGAUUGGUUGUUACUGUCAAGAAGGGAAAAUCCUGACGGACAACAAAGCAUGCAAACAGCCUUCCAAUGACUUUGAUAUGUUGUUUGACCCUCAGAUAGGCGAUGAGGGAGCCUAUACCACCGCUGUUCUGAAUGAUCCUGAUAACAGUGAUAUGUCAUUCAUGUUAUGGGUCAGGUUUAAUAAGGAUCAAAAGGAUAUUGAUAACACUGUGAUCUUGAAGCUGGGAGAUUUUGCAGAAGUAAAAAAUGACUCAAUCACUGUGUGGAAUACAACAAACAACUUUGUGGUAGAUUUUACAAUCUUUGGAAAACCAAUUGAAAUGGAUAAUGGCAAGUGGCAUGUUAUUGUGUGUUCUUGGAAACGAAAUGGAGAAUCAUUAGUUGCUGUGGAUGGUGUCAAAGUCUUUGAAAACAUUUCUCUUCCAGGAAUACUGCCCAAAGUGUUCAAAGUUGAAAUUGGAAAGAAAUUUGGAGGCCGUAUCUCACAAGUAAAACUAUGGGCAAAUAGUUUAACAAUCAGUGAUGUUUACCAGCUUGAUGAGGAUGAGAAUUAUGUACCACCUGGAUCAACUGUUGUUCAUGGUUGGUACAACUAUAGAAUAAACAAAGGAGUUGUUAAAAAGAGUCCUACACAGAUUGAGAAGGAGGUGUGUGAUGUCCCUGCCUGUUCAACAUCAGAUAAGAUUAAACCAAAAAUAAAGGAGUGUUCAAAAGAUGUUUCAAUAUACUCUGCUGCCAGAAUCUUCUCACAUUCACUUCCAAAGUUUACUGACAUGUUCGGCGAUUUCAAUGAGAGUUUGUCUUUGUCUUCACAUGAAGGCAGUACCUUCACAUGGGGUGAUUACAGUUUACUGUUUAUGGCCUCUGAUGAUAAUGGAAAUACAGCUAUGUGCCACAGCAAGUUGUAUGUUAGAUAUCAUGAUGAAUGUCCUGCUCCAAGAACAUCUUCAACAGUUAAAUACUGUUCUGGUUCCAGUGGAGAUAUUUGUAAACUGGAAUGUCCUAGUAAUCAACAGUUAUCUCUUCCUGCUCCCAAAUAUAUACCCUGUUCAGAGCUUGGUGUGUACAAUCCACUAAAACCUCAAGAGAAAACUGUGUUGCCUUCAUGUGGAGAUAUCAUGUCAACAACAAUUCAGAUAGAUGUGUCAAUGGUGUAUUCCUUACAAGUUACCUGUAGUGAUACUUUUGAAACAGCAGUGGAAACCAAGCUUAUGGCAGAUUUUAAGAAUAAGAUCUACCAAACUUGGAAUACUUUAUGUUCUUCAAGUGACUGUUCUGAUGUUUCCAUCAAACCUUCUUGUGUAUCUGAUAGUAAACAAAUGAUGAUGGCAAUACAAAUAAAAAGUCUGAGUAAUGAGAUCACAAGGAGAUCUGGUGGAUCAGAAAAGUAUACACCUAAAGAGGUCCUAAGAGUUUUGAUAUUUGAAGAGGAUGCAUUUGAUGCUAAGGACAUUGGUGGAGCAAUGGUACUGAAUGAUCAAGUAGUCAUAACUGACACAGUCUCCUGUCCUGCUGGUUACAUGGUGAUUGGAGACAACUGUGUUGCAUGCAGCAUGGGAACAUUCUACAACAGGACCAGUCAGAACUGUGAAUUCUGUCCUGUUGGAACUUACGGAAGUUCUACUGGAUUAACAAAUUGUACAGUCUGUGGAUCAGACAAAACUACACUCGGUGUCGGUUAUACAACCAGUAGUGACUGUGUUGAUGGUUGUCCUGUUGGGCAGUUUUGGGAUGGUUCAAAAUGUUCACAUUGCUCAAAGCACUAUUAUCAGAACAUGACCGGCAAAGAUUACUGCUUUCCAUGUCCACUUGGUAAAAAAACAAGUGGUAUGGGCUCCAACAGCUCUUCACAAUGUUUCGACGAUUGUCCUGAAGGAACAGAGCUAAAACCGGAUGGAAAAUGUGUCAAAUGUCCUCGUGGAUAUUAUCGCAGCUUUCUGGAGGAUGUCUGCACGGAAUGUCCGGCAGGAAACACAACAGCAGGGAAUGGUAGCACUAGUAAAGACAGCUGUUACAUGACUAUAUGUUAUAAUGGAACAUAUCGCAACAAAACAACAAAUGUCUGUGAGUCAUGUCCAGUUGGAGAAUAUCAACCGGAAGACCUGCAAGAGGAAUGUAUCAAAUGUCCAACAAAAUAUUCUACAGAAUCAGCUGGAAAGAAUAACAUAACAGAUUGUGAAUUUUACUGUCCGAAGGGAUAUGAAAUCCUGUCGGCGGCCAAUGAGACCUGUCAGCCUUGUUCAAGAGGUUUCUACAAGGACAAUUCCGAUUUGUUCGGUAGUUGUGAGUCCUGUCCAACUGGUAACACAACAGAGAAAAUGAACUCCACCAGCAUUAAAAGCUGUUCUAUAAGUGAAUGUAGCAGUGGACAAGAGAUAGAUUCUACAGGCGGGUGUUCUGAUUGUGAAAUGAAUAAGUAUCAGCCUGUAAAUAUACCAACAUCCACUAACAAAUGUUUAUCAUGCAAGGACAACUAUGGCACAAAACAGAAAAUGUCUAACAGUUCUUCAGAUUGUCUACCCAUGUGUCUUGGAGGACACUUCUUUAAUCAAACAUCAAUGAUGUGUGAAAAAUGUCCCAAAGGAAGCUGGAACAAUGGAAACUUUACUAUGAAGUUUGAGGGCUGUGUGGCCUGUCCUGUCAAUUUAACCACAACGGGACCAGGAAUGACGUCAGAGGAUAAUUGUACUCUGUUGGACUGUGAUCCUGGAUCCUACAUAAGUGGUACAGAUUGCCUGUUGUGUGACUUUGGAUAUUACCAGCCAGCCCGUCACCAGGAGUCUUGCAUACAGUGUGGAACCAAUCUUAAUACCAGUACAGAAGGUGCUUCCAAAAAAGAAGAAUGUCAACUAUACUGUGGGGCUGGAUUAGAAGGACAAGAUAGCUGUACUGCCUGCAAGGAAGGGUUUGUCAAAGGUGGCUCAGGAACAUUCAUGUGUCAGGAAUGUACUGGAAACUUUACAUCCAAUGACGCUCGCACUGAAUGUACUGAAUUGUUCUGUGACAAGGGGUUCUACAGUAAUGUUCAUCAAAACAGCUGUAUGCCCUGUGAUAUUGGGUAUUUUAAAAAGGACAGAGGAAAUGCUCUAAAAUGUACCAGAUGUCCAGAUGGAUUUUUGACUCCAAAUGUUGCUUCAACUUCCUCAGAGAAUUGCAAUGAACCUUUUUGCAUACCUGGCCACUACCUGAACUCCAGCGGUGUUUGUGUACCAUGUAUGAUAGGUUUCUAUAAAGAUGUGACAGGAAAUGGGAAUUGUACAGCCUGUCCAUCAAACCUUACCACACCACAGAUUGGUUCUACCGAACUCUCCAACUGUUCCAUUGUUGUUUGUGAUGCUGGUGAAAAGAGGAUUAGCAGCAAUAACACUUGUAUGAAAUGUCCUUUGGGGUAUUACCAGCCAGAGAGAGGAGAAAGUAAAUGUAUUGAAUGUGGUGAUGGCCAGACCACGGAACAAGUGGGGACAGAUACCAAAACAGGCUGCAUCCCCAUUUGUCCUGCUGGAGAGGAAUAUGCCAGUAAAUCAUGCACAGAAUGUCCCCUGGGAAGUUACAAGUCAGAAAUAGGCAACAACAAAGCCUGUACCACAUGUCCAAGUGAAUAUACAACAGAAUUCACUGGUUCAAUAUCUGUCAACAACUGCUCUCUUCCUGACUGUAUGCCAGGGACCUAUCGCUCAGCUGGUGGUUGCCAAAAUUGUCCAGUAGGAACAUAUCAGGAUCUAAAGUCUAAGGAAUCCUGCGAGGCCUGUCCACCAGAAAAAAAUACUACAGAAACGACAGGAGCAACAUCUCUGGAUUUUUGCAUUAAAUUUUGUUCAGCUGGCCAACAAUAUGAUAGGGAUUCAAAAACUUGUAAAAACUGUCCCAAGGAUUUCUACACCAACAAAACCGUUUCCCAGUACUGUAUCAAGUGUCCCACCGGAUACAUCACAUAUGGAGAGGGAUCUGAUUCCUGUAUCCGGCUGUCAGUACCAGACUCGGGAACAACACAAGCCCCUGCAGUACCUGUACAGCAGACUUAUACAUUCAAUCUAAAAUACAAGGCUACAGUGGAUUGUUCAGAUAAAACAACCCAAAAUCAAAUCAAAACAAACCUUUUAGGUAGAAUAAGAGAACACCUCAGGAAAUUGGUCAGACGUUUUUCCAAUCUCUGCAGUUUACAAGAGACCAGUAAUUGCUUUGCAUCUAUAGAUGUAACAAUCAAAGGCUGUCAGAAAGCAACUUCAAGGAAGAGAGCAACAGAAGCUUCAACUAUUGAUAUUGAAUUGAACAUACCUGAUUUGGGUGAAACUGUUACAGACACCACUAAAAAUGUAGAAUUGCAAACAGAAAAAAUGCUUCAGGAGGAUUUAGAAACACAAAAGGAAGAAUAUACACCAGCGGGAUUAACACUGUCAGAAUCUUCUUUUGUGGGGAAACAUGUGACCUGUACAGUGGGAUAUAUUUCAACCAACGACAACAAGUCAUGUGAAAUAUGUCCAGCUGGAUCAUACCAUCAUAGCACAAGCAACCAAUGCAUGAAUUGUUCACAGAACACCUAUCAGGACCAGGCUGGGAAAACAAGCUGUAAAAGUUGUACAGGGAGUAUAAAGAAGUACACCCAAUCCACAGGCUCAAGUUCAGAAAACGACUGUGUGUCUGAAUGCGAAACAAAUCAAAACUACUGUAAAAAUGGAGGAAGCUGUGGCUCAAACGAGGUGACAAUUUGGUGCGCCUGUAUGGAACGUUUCUCAGGACCAAAGUGUGAAGACCAAGCAGAAUUGACAUCAAACACUCCAUACAUCAUUGGAGGGGCUGUGGGUGGAUUUGCUCUAUUGAUGAUCAUCGCUCUCGUUGUCAUUAGUAUAGUCCGAUUUCUCAAAGGAUCAAGAGACUCUUCUGCUUCCAAAUAUUCACAGAAGGAUGAUCUAGAUUACAAUGGCUAUAAUUACAAUGUGCCUUUACAAAUGUACGACAACAACUCCAAGAGAGGAAGGAUGCCCGACUCGUACGCCCGCAUGAAUCCAGCCUUCGGCUAUGAUGAUCAGUAUGGUGACACCUACCAGAGAGGCAACUAUCCAUACAGAGAGGACAACAAUGCGUACCGAUGGCAGGAGGCAGGAGACUAUGAUCUCUAAUCAAGUAUAACUAUUAUUGUAGGUGUUUACUUUAUGGAUCUAGGAUUUUUGACAUUUUAACAGGUUUUAUUCUGUGCAAAAUAUCCGGAGAAUUAUUAUAUAUUCUACAUUUAUACUUCAUGUAUAAUUGAUGUGUGCUCUUUGUAAAGUUUUUAUAUUAAUCAAGUAUAUUUGCAUAGUUAUAAGUGUGAUAUAUAUUAUUAUCCUUUUAUUGUUAAUCACAUUUACACAAUGUUCAACAGAUAUGUUUUACAAUGUCAUCUUUAGAUAGUGUAGGUUUAUUUUCAAAGAAAUUUAACAAGUUGAUCUUUGACAUAUUGCCACAAAAAUACAUAUAAUGUAAAAUUUCUUGCAUUAUUUAGUUUUCGGAGUGAAAGGUUGUACGUAAUAUGAUGACUGUUUCUGAAGGAGUGUGAUCAGACUUAAAAAACAAUGCUCUGUGGUGCUUUUCAUCUACACAUAUUUUUCUAAAUCAAAUAUUUUUCAAAUUCUUUUUUGACUUCGUCUUUCACUGCCUUUGAUAUUAUAGUUCUUGCAAGUAAAUGUAAGAUGUACCUUAAUAUUUAAAACAUCGUGGUAUGUUCAAGUCAACAAUUUAUAAUACAAUGCUUUUAAUAAAUUACAUGUAUGACCAACAUGAUCUAUUAUUAAGAAGAUUGAAUUCAAAUAGUAUUUCAUCUAACACAAGAAACCCUUUAUGAAAGUACCAAAACACUCAUUUUGAACAGUGACAUUUUCUGUUACUCUUUAGCACACGCACAGAUCUAGCUUUAUUUCUCUAGUUUCUCAAUAUUAUCAGUUUUCAUCUGUGUGGUGAACGAUCAUCUGCAAUCAACAAAAUCAAAAUGUAUUAAAUACAAUCAAAUUCAUGAAUAAAUCAAAAUUAUUUAAUAUUUAUUUUUUAGUAAUGAAAUUUAUGUACACCAACUUCGUUUUUUAGAGUGCAUGAUUUAGAAAUGUUAUUUGUUAAAGCUUUUGUUUGUCCAUGUCUUAAUAGUUGUGAUGCAUCUUUUUUUCCUACAUUAUAUGCGCUUUAAUGUUCAGUGUGAUGAUGGUUGUAUUUUGUGUUGUAUUUUCACCUCACUGUGAUUAUCAAGACCAUCACGCAACACUAUUAUAUAUUCAGAUUUAUAAUAUCAUACUAGCCUACAAUUUUUUAUGCCAUUUGAUUUUUAUUAUUAUACAUGUACAACAUUUCCUUAUAUACAAUUUUAUGCAAAUUAAAUUUGUAAAAAAGAG